UUGGGGUUCAGGUUUCGCAGCCCCAUACAGCGUCACGUUUAUUUGCCCAUAGAAAGUGAAAGAAAUAGUUUUGAAACCAUGGCUGACGGCGAAGACACACUCUUCAGUAAAAUCAUUCGCAAGGAAAUCCCUGCAAAAAUAUGUUAUGAAGACGAGCAGUGCGUAGCAUUUCAUGACAUUGCACCUCAAGCCCCAACACACUUUCUAGUGGUUCCCAGGAAACCGAUUGCUCAGCUUUCAAAAGCUGAGGAAGCUGAUGCAGCUCUUCUUGGACACUUAAUGAUCGUGGCGAAGAAGUGUGCGGAGGAGAUGGGUCUCUCUAAGGGAUACCGGCUGGUUUUGAAUGACGGGCCCCAUGGUGGACAAGAAGUUUACCACAUUCACAUCCAUGUUCUCGGAGGCCGUCAGAUGGGCUGGCCCCCUGGUUAACCUUACGGACCAGAAAACAUCCACAUGCAAAAAACAUGGCUGGGCAUGCUUUCCUGGCUGGUCUCAGUGCUGGAUUAAAACCAUUGGCUAAGCAGCUGUGCAAAGGACCGCUGCUGGUCUUUUCAAUAGAUUGCUAUUUUGCAGCACUUCAAAUAUUAUUUACUAUCCAAUUUUGACUACAUAAUUUAAUUAGAAUUCUUAUAUUAUUUACACACAUAACUGAAACAUGACUUUUAUAAUGUCAAGUAACAUACAAAGCAAAGCACCCAAUGGGAAUACAGCUGACACCUAAACCAGCUAGGAAACAGAAUGCAAUAUGCGCUCAAUCUUCUUCAUAUAGAUUACUACUGGUACUCACUGUUAGUAUUGCUUCAGCGUCUGUUUGCUACUGGAAACAAAUAAUAACAAUAAAAAACAUUAAAAAGUG
Messenger RNA from Polyodon spathula (Mississippi paddlefish), 856 nucleotides. Its product is annotated as histidine triad nucleotide-binding protein 1-like. Gene Ontology annotation, biological process: purine ribonucleotide catabolic process. Bases 79 to 429 code for a protein of 116 amino acids. Gene Ontology annotation, cellular component: nucleus; cytoplasm. The transcript is spliced from 3 exons. The record is from RefSeq and is a predicted model, not a curated record. Gene Ontology annotation, molecular function: hydrolase activity. Lineage: Eukaryota; Metazoa; Chordata; Actinopteri; Acipenseriformes; Polyodontidae.